Tetranychus urticae (two-spotted spider mite) is the source of this 7770-nucleotide messenger RNA. Lineage: Eukaryota; Metazoa; Arthropoda; Arachnida; Trombidiformes; Tetranychidae. The record is from RefSeq and is a predicted model, not a curated record.
UAAUCAAAAUUAACAAAUUUAAUCAGUUAAACAAAAUUGAUAAUUAUUGAAAAUUACAAAGAGAAAAAGAAAGUCUCUUACUACUAGCACCACUUGUGCAAUUAUCCAGCAACAAAUCUGGAUAUCAUCAAUCGCAGUCUCUUCUUCUUUACUCUUUGCUAGACAAUGUGUCGUCUAAAAAGCGAUGAGUAACAAUUGUUACGCCAUUGGUUGAUUUGCUUUGUCUUCAUAGAAACAAUUUUUUAGCGCUUAAUUUUUCAACUUAAAUCUCUUCUUAACCUUCAAAUGGAUUCAAAGUAAGGAGCUGAUUUUCUUUGUUUCAAGUUUUAUUUCCAAAUCUUAAUCCGUUGGUAUCUCAAUUAACAGUAUAUUUGUACGCCUUGUGAAAAUUAUUAACUAUAAUCCUUAUCGAAUUGGAAUUGUUGCCUAGAAGUUUCAAUUUAAUGUAAAUUUCAUGUUAUUGGUGGAACGAAACGAAAAUGAACUCUCCUAAUGAAUUUAAAACAAGGGUUUAUCCUCAACGUGUUGCAGCCUCUAACAGCUGAAUUGGAAAUGGAGAGAGACCAGAAUGCAUUUACAUUAACCAAUCGACCUUCAACAGACGCUUGCCACGAGUCAAACGAUGAAUCGCUAUGGGUUAUGCAUCAACAUCUGGCUUUGUCCAGCUUGUCCUUAACAAUAUCAUCGACACAAGACCAAUAUUAUUACCUUUUAGCUGCCUUUUACUUAAUUCAAACUCAACCAAAUGUCAAAACUGUGAUCAACUCUACCAAUGAUAACCAGUAACCAUGAUGAGGGCUGAGAGUAAAACUGAAAUUCAUGAACUUAAUAUAAUUAAUUAACAACAUUUAAUGAUGAUGGUGAAUGUCACAACGUUUAUUGACAUUUCUCAAGCUUUUGCCGAUGAAUCUUCAUCAUACUUAGAUUAUCAGUCAUUGGAACUUGAAGAAUUAAAAAUAAGAAGAGAAAGCCAGAACGAAGUGCUAAACUUGUUAUCCACCAACAUUCAAUGUAAAAUCUCUAAUUCUCAGAUUAAAUUUGAGAGGUUGAUGUUGACGAUGAGAGCAACUAUUUGUCUUUGAAUAUGGUUUACCCUUAAAAGUCAUAUACUGUGUAUAUGGAUCAGUUAUUUAGAUAAUUUGACGAUUUUUACUGUGUGAAUAAUUCAUUAUCCUGAGAAAGUUAAAGGUUACCUGAGAAAGACAAGGUAAUCACGGUAAUGCUUACUUUUAACUUGACGCUGUUACUCUCUGUUGAUUAAGCUUGCAAGAGACAAGAAAGUCACCAAAACGGAACAAUGGGAAAAUAAAGAGGUUUGAUUUUGUUUUUCCUGCUUCUGAUUGUUGACAUAUUAACAAGAAGAGAAAGGCGAAGGUCGCAAGUUUAUGGAGUCUUAGAAUGUUAAGAAAAAUUUAACAUUUCCUUUGAACGGAAAUGGUGUCCACCUAUUUUCUCUUCCAUAAACUUCCGUUGCUCUUUAAACUGAUCACACCCGAGUUUCCUAUUAAGAUAUAUGCUCUUAAGAAACGAAAAUAACUCAAGUUCGCCUUUAUUAUAGUAAAGGUAGAACCGCAGAUUCCAUUAUUACAUAUUUACAAUAGAAAUACUUUUUUUCUUACAACCGUAAGACGCAAACGAAUCCCAUUAACUUGUUUCGGAUAUUGAUGAGUUAUUGAUAAUAACGCUUCUUAAGAAAUGUAUUGUUCGUUUUUAAUAAUAUUGCAAUUACAAUCAAUAAUUUAAUUGUAUUGUUAUCAUCUUUAAAUAAACGGAAGAUUGUAAUUAAUUAGUUUCUCAGAACACAAAGCGCUAAUUUGGAAUCAACUUUAUUAAUCAGUUAAUAUGGAAAACUAAAUUGAACAGAUCACGAGACCCAUUAGGAAAGCAAACAGAUAAACUUAAUGAAAAAAAUAUGAACAUCUUUCAACAAGAAUUCAGUUAAAAUGAAACUUUAAUCUAUCCGAUCAUAUGGCUUUAAGUAAAACGAUUCUUGACAUUUUAACGACCAAAUUUUAAUCCUCUAGACUAAAAUUCCGUAUGCAUCAAUGGUUAAUCCAAUUGAUAAACUUGGACCAUUCGGAAACCUUUAUCACUCAGCAAAGACCGAGAUAAGCAGAGAUCGGCUUUGAGUUUCCUCUACAGCUUCAAGUUUUAUCUCUCUGGACGGACAAAGCACAAAAUGUCUGAAAAUACAUAGAUAAGUGAUUAAAAUGGCUCUUGGUUGUUAAGCAGAUUUUAGAGCGCCACCAUUAAGAUCUAGUGUACAGACAUCGAUUUGAUUUUCUGUAAGAAUCAGUCUUUACUAAAGUCAAUACCAAUCAUAAAUCAACAACGAUAUCGCAACGUAUUCCUCCCAUCAUUCAGACAACAAGAACAAUUUGGCUCUUGGACCAUUUCAAGUCGAAUUUUUAAAUGGUUUUUACUUUGAAAUGGCUGUAUUAAUGAAACAACGAAAGUCUCUCUGCACGUCAUGACCAGUUCAAAUCGUUAAUGGACAUUUCAUCGAUUAAUUUCUGGCUUUUCGACUUGCGUCCGAUUUCCACACCAACUCAUACUUUAUCUUUCGAUUGCAAACAAUUCUGCAAACAUUUGCAAAAUAUCUGCUUUAUCUACAAUUGAAUGAUAAGUAUCUCACAACAAAUUAUCAACUAAACUUUUUCUUCAAGAUUUUCGAGUUGCUCAUAUCCAAAUCAAUUUAUGAUACAUUAUAAAACCAAGUAGAGCUAUUGGAAGAGUUUAUCUAAUUGCCUAACUUUCCGUCACCGUAAAUGAUUAACCUAGAAUUAUCAAUGGGUAAAUACACUUGUUCAUUAAUGAAAUUAAAAACAAUUGUAUUUACCUUUGAUUGCAAUGUGUUAAAAGAAAUCUUCCAUGAGAAUUGCUUAAUUAUAAAUCACUCAAUUUGUAGAUAAAUGUCAGACUCAAGUGAUUACAAAGUUAAGUUGAUUAACGCGCUUCUGAAGUUUAUUGUUACACAUAUCCAGAAACCUUGAGGACAUGAAGAGCACUCCAUCCAAGGAAGCCCGAGUUAAAAGACCCUGAUUAGGAAAGGUUCACCGAGUAAUGGGAAUAAAGGAAUAACAUAAUUGGAAUUUCGAAACAUCCCAUGAAAACAAAUCAUACACAAUGCACAUGAUGCUUUGUCCCUGAAAAAGAGAAAAGUUGGCUUGCAUUCACAUUCAAUAGAUGGCAGAUGUAAUGCAAAAUUGGUGUAACAAGGCUGGUAUCUUUUGAAGCCACUCAAUAGGCGGAUACUCAAUACACUCAAUACACUCAGCCAACUCAGUAACCAAGAAUAUUGUGUUUGGUUUCUCAUUUUGCUUUUUAGCGUUCAUGUAUUUGUGUCAAUCCUGGUGUUUGUUAUACCAUCAACUUUUUUUCAAAUGUCUUACUUUUCCCCUCUUCUCCCUCACCUUCCUUUACCAUUCCACCCUCAUCAGGCCCAUUCAUGGGCACCACCACCGCCGUCGUCUUUAGCAACACCAUCGACACCGCCAUCGGGCCAACAACAGCAACAAUUACAACAACAAUUACAGCAACAGCAAAUGUAUCAACACUCUCAACUUCAACAACAACAACUCAACGAUUUAACUCGACGAGUAGCUUUUCCGCUCUCCUUUCCUAACCAUAUAGAUGGACCACCGAGUACUCCGUUGUUUCCCUUAAGCCAUCACUAUCCUACAUUUGUUAAUCAUUUUCACCACCUUUACUCUGAACCAUGUUGUGGUAUUUCACCUUUCCAUCAUUUUGGUAUGCCAUCUUCAACCUCUGCAACAUCUCCUUGCCAUCAGAGUGAUUUGUUUGAUUAUUGUAAAGAAAGGAGUCCUCAUUUUAAUUUAAAUGUUAACUUGAAAUCAUCUAAUGGAGUUGGCAAUAGUGUUAUCAGUAAAAAUGUUUUAACAAAUAAUAACUGUGAUAUUAAAGUGGGUAGUACAACAUCAUCUCCGAUAUUAUCUAAAUCGUCGUCACCAAUUAAAUCAAAUCAUAGUUUAAGCAGAGAUAAUGCCUCUGAAACUCCGAUUAAAAAGAAAGUCAAAGUUGAAGAUUGUUCAAUAUCCAACAAUCAUUGUACAAGAGAUUAUAAAGGUGUUUUAAACAACAAUUGUUCCAAUUUAAAUAGUAAAAUUAUAUGUAAAACUGACGAGGAUAAAUGUAAAAAAUCGGAUGCAUCAGUUGUUAUCUCUCAAAGUGUUGAAACGAAGUUCACUCCAAGUUCCGGCGAUGUAAUUUGUGCCCAAAAGCAACAGCUAAAGCAACAACAAAAGCAGCAUCUUUACCAAUUACAACAACAACAACAACAUCAACAAUCACAGCAGCAGCAGCUACAGAAACAUCAGCAAAAUCAGCAAAAUCAUCAACAACACCAACCUCAACCACAACAAAUUCAGCAGCAACAACAACAGCAACACCAGCAACGACAAUCAGUUAUCAUCAGAAAAGAUGUUAAAUCGGAAGAAAAACAAUCUGGAAAUAAUGAUAAAAAACAAACGAUGCACAUUGAGCUAAUCUCUUCUCCUCAAGCUGAAGUUAAUGGAUCUUCAGCCAAAUCUUUGACGACACUGGUUAAAUCAACAUCGUCCUCUAAAAGCGAACCAUUUUAUCCAUGCUCUAAAUCUUCUGCGACACCAACAUCAACCGCAUCGACAACAUGUCAUCAGAGUGAAAUGUUUGCUUAUUGGAAGGAGCGAAGGAAAAAGAAUGCAAAUCCAAAUUCAAAUCUGUACAUUAACCUGAAAACACCCAAUGGAGUAAACGGCAAUAGUGUUAUAACUAAAAAUGUAAUUUUAAGUGAUAAAUGUGAUUCCAAGGUGGGCAGUUCGACACCUGCGACAUUUUUAACUUCGUCCACAACUUCAGUUCCAAUCACAAAGUCAACAACAAUAACAACACCAGUUACAACUUCAAAUAUAAAACAGAGUGCAAGCAAUCUAAUUGAGACUCCUGUUAGGAAGAAAGUGAAAACUGAAGAGAGUUCAUUAAUUGCCAAUCAAUUCAAUGUAUCAUGUAGUAUAAGCAGUAGUGAUAGUAGCAGUUCAAAUAACAAUAAAUUAAUUUGCAGCAUUGCUGAUGAGAAGAGUAAAAAAUUGGAUUCUUCAGUUGUUAUCUCAUCGAAAAGUGUUGACUCAAAAUUACCUGCAGGUUGCGGUGAAGUACUCAAUUGUACUAAAAAGCAACAACAAAAACACCAUCAACAGCAAUCAGUUAUCAUCAGGAAAGAUGGUAAAGCAGAAGAGAAACAGUCUGGAAAUGUAGAUAAAAAGCAAACUAUGCAUAUUGAAUUAGUUUCAUCGGCUCAAGGUGAAACUGUUAAUGGAAGCUCAGCUAAGUCACUAUUAACUUUGGGUAAAACAUCGUCAAUCAAGAAAACCAAAGAUUUGGAAUCAACCAGCUUAACAGGUCAAAACACUGUUGAACCUGCAACAACAGUUACACCAGUUACAGUUGAGACAAGUUCACCAAGUGAAACAUUACCGUUAGCUAAACAAUCAACAUCAAACAAAUCAAUAGCACCUUUAAAAUCAACCUCAACUACUCCCACAACACCAAGUAGUCAACGUGUUCGUCGUCGGCGUUUUCGUUCUGGUCUAGAUAUGAUAAGAAAUGCAAAGAGUCGUAAAAAGGCUAAACAAUCAAACCAAUCAGCAAAUGUUUCCAACAACUCGGCAGUAAAAUCACCCAAUCCUAAUGGAGCAAUGUUUAGGUUAAACGGAAAGAUGAAAGACAAUGAGUUUAUUAAGCGAAAUAACAAAGUAACCUUUGAUGAUGGUUCACCACUUGCCAGCACCACCAGUACAAGUGGUUCAAUGAGAAACAGUUGUGGAGGUAGCUUAUCAUCUUCCUCUUUAUCAUCCACCUCUGUUCCAAUUGAGAUUAAACGGAUAAUUGUUAAUAAAGCUUUAGGUGAGACAAUACUUCACCGAGCAGCUCGGCAAGGUUACACGCACAUUGUCCGCUAUUGCCUGGCAACAAACACUUGUGAUAUAAAUGCUCGUGAUAAUGCUGGUUAUACACCUUUACAUGAAUGUUGUUCCCGAGGUCACUUGGAAAUUGCUAGAGCACUACUUGAACACGGAGCAGACAUUGAUUCCUCUGCAACCGGUGGAGUAAGGCCAUUCCAUGAUGCAGUUGAAAGUGAUCACAUUGAAAUUGUGCGACUCCUUUUAUCCUAUGGAUCUGAUCCUACCAUUGCCACCUACACGGGUUCAACUCCAUUGAAGCUUGCCCGUUCCUCUCGUAUGAUUCAAUUUCUUCGAGGAUUCAUUUACGAUUUAACAGGUGAAAUUCCACCUCACCCUGAACCCGAAAAGUCGGAUCGUCCAGUUUUCCCGUGGAAGUUUACCGGUUCAUCUCGUUUGCUUGACCUAAAGGAAAGUGGUUUUGAUGUGUUUGAUGAAGAAUCUGUUCCCUGUGAGGAUGAAAAUGAUGAUCUCAAUGAUUUAUUGUUGGAAAUAAGCGAUACACCUCAUCUUCCAACCUAUCGGAUAAAAUCAGGAUCAGCAGUAUCUAUUGUUAGAUCAGCUUGUCCACCAAAAUCAACCAAGAAAUCUUCAUCAUCAAUCAACACCACCAACAACAGUAAAAGUAAUUUUAAUGUUACAAAUGGAACCACCAACAACAACAAUAGUAAAAACAACAACUUGUAUACCCAAAAUUACUUGAAACUGUGUGAUAUUCUCAAACAAAUGGGCCUCUCAAAGGAUCAAUUUUUCAACAAAUACGUGAAUAUUGAAAUUUUGUGCCUGUCAACAGCCAAUUUGAUAUCAAAUGCUCUUACCUCAUGCAAGUCUCAUCACCCCUCUGUCGAGGAUACAACACAGUUAAGCGAGCUCGUUUCCCUGGAUGACUCUAUUCGUGAAAUACUUGGUAUUGAAACCCUCAGGGUACCAUGAAUUUCUUUUUAUUUUCUCAUUUUUAUCCUGUUCUAUGCUCUCACCCUCCGACAUCUUUUUGUUUCUGAUGCUUUCAUCCAUACUUCACAGAUGAGAGAAGGAGAGUAAAAAAGAAAAGAGCAAGGAAGAUAAGGAAGACAAGAAAGAAACAAGAAGAGAGACAGAAAAAAGAGACAAACAACAAAUAGAUGUAUAUAAUUAUGUAUAUAAAGUAAAUUUACAUUAGUAUAAAUAAUAUAAAGUACAUUCAGCCAGUUAGUAAAAAGAUACUUUAAUUUUUUCUGUAUAUAGCUAUAAAUUUAUACAUAUAUUUAUAUAUUUAUUUAUUGUAUUGUUAAAUAUAUUUUUACCUUUUUCUUUACAUUAGCUUCUCAUCUUGAAAAGAAACUCAUUUUAACUCUUUUUCCAUCGUUUUUUGUUCUUCUCGUCUUUCCUUUUUUUCUAUCUUUGCUCAACGUCAUGAUCAUCAUCAACUCUAGCUCUUCUGCUUCCCUAUCAUGACCACUAAUCAUUAGAGUAAUCAUCCAUGUCAACCUUCAUGCUUUACCAUAAAAAAAACUCCUUUUUUGUGAGCUGCUCGCGUCUCUCGAGCGACCCAUUUCAAGUUUUUCAAAAUCUGUGAUUAUGAAGAGAAAAAAGCAGAAAGAAAAUGACCUCUCUUUCAACUUUGCGCCACCCCAUCAUCUGUAUCCUCAUCAAUCCUCCUCUGUCCAAACUUAUUUUUUUUCAAGUCAUCACUGGUUUUGUGAAGAAAACACAAAGAGACCAUAUUCUGUAUUAUAACUUAUACAUAUAUAUAUAUUUCUGUGUGUGUAUUAUAUUAUAAAUAUAUUUACAAAAUGCCAAUCUUUUAACAGUAAAAGUGAAAUUGACAAAAAUA